Messenger RNA from Malaclemys terrapin pileata, 2748 nucleotides. RefSeq names its product Wnt family member 10A (gene WNT10A). Bases 862 to 2031 code for a protein of 389 amino acids. Gene Ontology annotation, biological process: neuron differentiation; cell fate commitment; multicellular organism development. Gene Ontology annotation, cellular component: extracellular region. The record is from RefSeq and is a predicted model, not a curated record. NCBI's taxonomy places the organism in Eukaryota, Metazoa, Chordata, Testudines, Emydidae. The transcript has 4 exons. Gene Ontology annotation, molecular function: frizzled binding; cytokine activity.
CCAGACGUGUCGGGACUCGGGCUCCGGGCGCUGAGGAACGCAGCGCGAUCCCAGGCAGAGCAGCCGUCGCAGCCCCGGUGCGAGCCGGGCCGGGACCCUGCCCGCUGCGCUCUUCGCCAGAAGACGGUUCCAGGCGGCUGCGGGGCGCAGGGAGGCGCUGAGCCGGAGGCAGCUGGAGAAAGCGGCGGGGAGGGGGAGCAGCUGGGGCUCCACGUGCGCCUACAAGAUCCAGGGGAGCUUGUCCCCCCCCCCCAGGAGAGACACACACACCCCCGCACGCGCCCCGCCCCAGGCACCGGAGCGCCCCGCCCGGGGCGCACAGGACAGGCAGCUCUGAGCAAAGCGAGGCCGAGUGGCAAAGAGAGAAGCCAAGGGGGGGGUGGGUAGGGGGGCAGCCUGCCCCCUCGUUCUGCCUCUGCCAGCCCCCUGCAGCUAGGCCCCCCUCCCCCGGCUGGAGGCUUGGCUGGGGGGCGGAGGGGCAGGACCUGUCCACAUGGAGCCUGGAAUGAGAGCAGCUCUUCCCCCCGCAAACAGCCGGCGGCUCCUCGGAACUUUGAUGUCCUUGUAGAGGGGGGAGCCGCCCUGCCUGGUCCAUGUAGUUGGGGUUGUGCUGGGGGGUGGGGGGCUGGGGGCUGCCCGCGGCGAGGAUGGCCCCGUCCUGCUGGGACUGUCAACCCACCAAUCCAGGCGGGGGAUCCCUGAGGUCCUGAGGAGCGGAGGGAAGUGCGAGAAGCAGCGAGAAGAGACAAGAACCAGCAGCAGCCGGGGAAACCACCACGGGAAACCCAACGCCCCCCCUCCCCCCGCAAACCCGAGCCCGGCGCGGCUGCCAAGCCCCCCACCGAGCCAGCGGGACACAAGAUGGGUCUGGCCCUGCUGCCCGGGUUCUGCUCCCUGCUUCUCCUCGGCCUCUGGCUGCGAAGCUCCUGCGCCAACGAAAUCCUGGGCCUGAAGUUGCCGUCGGAGCCGGUGCUGAACGCCAACACCGUGUGCCUGACGCUGCCCGGCCUGACGCGGCGCCAGCUGGAGGUGUGCGUCCGCCACCCCGACGUGACGGCCUCCGCCAUCCAGGGCAUGCAGAUCGCCAUCCACGAGUGCCAGCACCAGUUCCGGGACCAGCGCUGGAACUGCUCCAGCCUGGAGACCAAGAACAAGAUCCCCUAUGAGAGCCUCAUCUUCAGCCGAGGCUUCCGGGAGAGCGCCUUCGCCUACGCCAUCGCGGCCGCCGGGGUGGUGCACGCCGUCUCCAACGCCUGUGCCCUCGGCAAGCUGCAGGCCUGCGGCUGCGACCAGAAGCGCCGGGGGGACGAGGAAGCCUUCCGCAUGAAGCUGCACCGGCUCCAGCUGGAGGCCAUGAACCGGGGCAAAGGGAUGGUGCACGGGGUCCGGCUGGAGCACAUGCCGGCCGAGGCCUCAGGGCUCCAGGACUCCUGGGAGUGGGGGGGCUGCAGCCCCGAUGUGGACUAUGGGGAGAAGUUUUCCAAGGAUUUCCUAGACUCCCGGGAAACCUACAGGGACAUCCACUCCCGCAUGAGACUGCACAACAACCGCGUCGGCCGGCAGGUGGUGCUGGAUAACAUGCGGAGGAAAUGCAAGUGCCACGGCACCUCCGGGAGCUGCCAGCUGAAGACGUGCUGGCAGGUGACCCCUGAGUUCCGCCUGGUGGGCUCGGUGCUCAAGGAGCGCUUCUCCGGGGCCACGCUGAUCCGGCCCCACAACCGGAACACGGGGCAGCUGGAGCCAGGCCACGUGCGGCACCGGCGCCGAGCCAGCAUCGGCGACCUCAUCUACUUCGAGAAAUCGCCCGACUUCUGCGAGCGGGAGCCGGCCCUGGACUCCAUGGGCACCGAGGGCCGGCUGUGCAACAAGACCAGCCCGGGCAUGGACAACUGCGAGAGCCUGUGCUGCGGGCGGGGCCACAACAUCCUGCGCCAGACACGCAGCGAGCGCUGCAACUGCAAGUUCCACUGGUGCUGCUUCGUGGCGUGCGAGGAGUGCCGCCGCACCGAGUGGGUCAGCGUCUGCAAGUGAGGCGGGCCGGAGCGCGACAGCCACGGGACGGACGGUCCAGACGCGUCCCGGGCGCAGCUUCCCUUUGCCCCAGCCGGGCCCUCGGGGCGGAGCAGGAGGAGCAGCUCCCGGGGGGCUGCCCAGCACUGGUUAAUUCACCGCACACCUUCCACCCUUUGUCGGCACCCUGGCACCUGGCCCCGCCGGCCGCACCAGCUCCUGCCGUGGGGAGCGUUCAGACGACUGCCCAGGCAAACCCCACGCCCACUCCCGGAUGGGGAGACCCCCCAUGCCGGGACCCGGCAGGGCAACUCGGUAGCAGGGCGGGGGUGGGAUGGGAAGGAUGGAGGAGUGUUUCCGAGCGAGGUACCAUUCCUUCUGUUCAGGGACAGCAUCAACCGCAGCCCACGGGCGGCCAAGCAUGGACAGGAUUCGGGCUGCGACCAGCUCCAGCAAAAGCUCCGUCCCCGCCCGGCGUGGACACGUGCAGAGAUCUCCAGGGAGCAGAGGACUAAAUCCCCCGGCAGUCACCCCUCAAUGGAAGGGGACAGCUCAGGACUCACCGGACCGCACUGAAAAGGGAUUUUCAUAUGAAAAAAACAUGUAAACAAGACUGUUGAGGGCACUACCCCAGUGUUUCUAAGAGGAGGGAGGUCCCCAGCGCCCUGGGACAGUGCCAUGCAUGCCCGCGGCUGCUGGGGUCUGGUAAGUUAUUUUAUUAUUGUGAAUAAAAGUGGA